Aspergillus alliaceus is the source of this 770-nucleotide messenger RNA. RefSeq names its product histone H4. Gene Ontology annotation, biological process: nucleosome assembly. The record is from RefSeq and is a predicted model, not a curated record. Lineage: Eukaryota; Fungi; Ascomycota; Eurotiomycetes; Eurotiales; Aspergillaceae. Gene Ontology annotation, cellular component: nucleosome. The transcript has 3 exons. Gene Ontology annotation, molecular function: DNA binding; structural constituent of chromatin; protein heterodimerization activity. Bases 123 to 434 code for a protein of 103 amino acids.
GGAAGCUCUCCCAAUCCUUCUCUUCGCAUCUCUCUCCCAUCUGUCAUCCAAUUAACCACCAAUCUCUCCACAUUUCUUUAAGUCAACCUUAAAACAACUUUACUCUUUAAUCAAUCGUCAAUAUGUCUGGCCGUGGAAAGGGUGGCAAGGGUCUCGGAAAGGGCGGUGCCAAGCGUCACCGCAAGAUUUUGCGUGACAACAUCCAGGGUAUCACCAAGCCUGCUAUCCGUCGUCUCGCUCGUCGUGGUGGUGUCAAGCGUAUCUCUGCCAUGAUCUACGAGGAGACCCGUGGUGUCCUCAAGACCUUCCUUGAGGGUGUCAUCCGUGACGCCGUUACCUACACUGAGCACGCCAAGCGCAAGACCGUUACUUCUCUCGAUGUCGUCUACGCCCUGAAGCGUCAAGGACGUACCCUCUACGGUUUCGGUGGUUAAAUGCUUUCUUUUCUCGUCUUUUUCUUUUAGCCAUCCUGCGCGGUCGGCGCGUCGGUUGUCCUUCCGCAGCAGUGACGCGACGGGUUGCUUUUUCGGGUUGGUUUACGGUAUGACUGGGACGUUGGGGUGUUAUUGAUCUUUUGCCAUGGGUCUCUGGGUUUGCUUUUAACGUAUUUUAUUCCACUAUUACGCGUCCACUACUGGGUCUGCUAGUGUUCGUGGUUGAAUUUUCUGUAUCAUAGCGGCCUUCAUGCUACCGGCUGGUACCUUUAGAACCAUCGCGUCAUCGAAAUGCGCGGUCUGGUAUGAAUACGAACGCUUUAAAAAAAGAAGAAA